This is a messenger RNA of Venustampulla echinocandica, 609 nucleotides long. RefSeq lists its product as uncharacterized. The record is from RefSeq and is a predicted model, not a curated record. Lineage: Eukaryota; Fungi; Ascomycota; Leotiomycetes; Helotiales; Pleuroascaceae. The transcript has 3 exons. The coding region runs from base 1 to 609 and encodes 202 amino acids.
AUGGCGAAUUCAACAGACGGCAAUUCUUGGGACGAGUUCCUCCUCGGCAUGCCUCCUAGCACAGCUCUAUCAGCAUCCCUCUCGCCAGAUUCUCAAUCCCUCGAACACGGUUCCAUCUCGGAAACAGGAAAUUCGGCCGAGGCUCAAGAUUGGUUCUCAAGCGCUGGGAACAAUAUAACCAGCCUAGCAACGAUAGCGGAGGAAAACGCUCCACACUACCCGAGGCCCAAAAGGUCCCCAUCCAAAGUGCUGGGCGACUCAUUCUCGCCUCGACGGCAGAGUCAACUUUAUGUAUCACGUUCAGAGUUCAUCAGAGAGAUCCGAGCCAUGUCGGAAAAGGUGGCCAAAGCCCAAGAGAACGUUCGAGAUGUGCAGACGAAGCUGGACUCGGUUUUGAACAACCACCAAAAGCUUUCUCGUUGGACGGUCGACGUGUCUACCGCACUCGAUCAUGUUGCCCAACAAGUUUUGGCUAAGGAUGGAGGGGCUGUGGCGGGCCAAUGGCAUAUGCCGGACCUUCCUGCCCAACAUGUCGCGGACGAGAUCGGAAUGUCUAUGGUAGAUGAGGGCGAAUGGCACAUGCCAGAGGAAGAACGGCAGGUGAUAUGA